GGGAGCCACAGCCGUCUCCACUCCCACUGUUCUCAGUGAGGACUACUCCUGUCCUGCCUGCGGUCGGUCAACAAUGGCUACGUCUCCUGUCAAAGAUUUCCUACUUUCUCAUUUAAUGCCAGAACCAUGUUAUCAUGAGUUUUUCGUCAACUUGCACUUCAUUCACGUGCCUUGCCUUAGGAUUGUACUGAGCAAAACUGUGGGGUUUUGGAUCCUGCUGGACACUGUGCUGGCACAGCUGCCUCAAGUGUUGAAGAUAAUGAGGAAGAGGAGUGCCGCAGGCCUGAGCCUCACCUCUGUCCUGCUGCAGCUCUAUGCCGCCUCCUGCCCCGUGGUGUUCUGCAUGGCCAACAGCUUCCCUCUCUAUGCCUGGGGUGAGAGGCUCUUCACACUGGUCCAGAUAGCAGUGAUUGGCUUCCUCAUCCUGCAUUACCAUGGUGAUGACCUCAAAGGACUGCUGUUCCUCUUGGCUUACAGUGGUAUAAUGUUGCUCCUGGGCUCCUAUGCAACUGCAGCAGUCGUCUCAAUGAUGCAGGCUUCCAGUAUUGUAGCUGUAAUUGCAAGCAAGCUCAUUCAGGCUGGAACAAACUACUGCAACAGCCACACAGGCCAACUGUCCAGUCUGUCUGUGUUACUAGUGUGGGCUGGGUCCCUGGCCCUUAUCUUUGUCUCUCUACAGGAGACAGGAAACUCUCUCAACACUCUGGCCCACAUAUUGUCAGCCUGUCUUAGCUGUGUGCUGCUGGCCCAGGUUCUCUGUUAUAGGAGCAACAACACUGCCAUGAAACAGAAGAGUGAGUAGUGGACAACAUCUGGUCAUCAUUGUCAAGUAAAUAUGGGACAAUCUCACAUCAUAUUCACAUCAUUCCAGCCAGGCCAGAAACAUGUGUGUAUGUGAAGUAGAAUCCCCAUUGUCAAGCUGUUAAAUAGCUUCAUUUAUUUUUUGGAAUUCAUGCCAGAAUAUAAAAUGCCAUGUAUUACUCCCUAGUGAUGAAAGUAAGAACAACCUCCAGUCUCAGGGGAAAUGCACCUUUCAAAGAUAAGCACAAAAUAAAACAACCCUCCCAGAGAUCCAUUUAAAGAGUUCUGGUGGCUCUUCUGUGUUUGGUGCAUUUUUUUCUUGUCUAAGUCAACUAAAAUUGUCAGAAGGGAACUUAAGCACCUUCCAUUACAAAGUCACUGUCAGUGAUUGCUUACCACUAGGGGGCAGCAGAGUUGUAGUAGAGAUGUGGAUUCCUGCACAGCCAGCAGGUCUAGCCAGUUUUUGCAGUCUAGGUUCUCUAUAUGCCAUACUGUAUGUAGGCACUAGAGGGCAGACACGCCUCCCUGUUGGAUUUUACUGGCAGAGGGCUUAAGUAAAUUUACACAUAGGUUAAUUUCAGUUGUCUCUACAAUAAGUAAUGUAUAAUCUCAUUAUUUCUCCCUUCCAUAUAAUCUUUAAAUCAGGGCUAGGUAACCCUGUGCCAUUGAAGGCAGGCAGUCUGCAGUUUUACAUUCCAAGGAAAGAUUACAACAGAUGAUUUCACUGAUCACUUCCUCCGGGCUGAAGCUGUGUUAAUCAGUGACAUCAUUUGCUGUAGGAUUUGACUUGAAUGAAGACGUGCACACUCUUGAACUUCUAUGGUUGAUUGCCCAUCUCUGCUCUAAAUGGCUGGUUAAACUGUUACAGUGUUGUGUAAGUAAAGAAAUAAUCCACUAUUGUUGGAUUGCAAACAACUAAACAAUGGCCAGUUGCAGGUUAGUAUGGCAGGCCAGAUGUGGAUGAACAACAGAUUUCAGUCAAAACCUUUUUUUUUUUUUUUUUUUUUUAAAUCUUUUAGUCUCUCCUAUGAUGAUAAUGUCAGCAAUCUGCACCAUACACAGUAAUCAAUCAGUGAUUAAUUUUGAGAAAACUGUAAACCACUGCUCUCUUAGCGUCAUCUACUUGAACAACAUGGAAAUGUGGAUCUCUGCUAGAAUUUUAAGUUCUGGGGAUUUGAACAAAGCAGCAUGCAUUUGCAAUAACGAAUGAUGAACCAACCAGUGGGAACGGCAGUUUUAAGAGGUUAAUACUUAGAUUUCAUCAUAAACACAAAUUUUAGUUGCUGAGAACCUUUUCAAGAGCAAGGGAACUCACCUGUUGUGGUCAAGGAAAGUGUCACAUCCAGUGAAAGAAUCCUUUUCAAGAUAAACUAAAGCUAAUUUGGCAGUGCAUUGUUUCUAAAUGUACUAGUAAUUCUAAAUAAUGUUACAUUUAUUUUUUUCAGUUGGCUAUAUAUCUUAUAUUGUGUAUGUAGUUUGAUGAUGUUGUUCAUCAGAUACUGGUGCUGUGGCUGUUAAUUGUGCAGUGUGGACAUUGUGUUCAUAUGGAAGUCCUCAGUCUCAGCUUCAUCUUUCUUGUCUGUUGAACAAUGCUGUAAACUUGAUAAUACUGUGAAUUGUAGUUACCAAAGAUUGUUAUCAAUUCCUACACUUGGACUUGUAAAGUAUUCUAAUGCAGGGGCAACAUUACAUUUCUACCACAGGAUAAUGACAUUUGUAAAUUAACAGAGCUCUCACCUUCAGCCUGUCUGCCUUUUCAUCUGAGUCAUGUUACAAGUGAAGGUGUGGUGGGUGGGUACCACUUCUCCAAUGACUUUUCCAGUUUAAUUCAAAGACAAACAUGAGUCAGAGUCAUACAUGACUGACUUUGACGCUGUUGGUAAAGUAUGUGUCCCUUAACUGGAUCGCAGACCUGAAUAUUACUCCCUGAAUUUUAUUCCCUGAAUUUUUGGACCUGGCAUUACACACAGCAAUAUACAUCUUCCUGGGCUUUAACACAUUACAAGUUAACACUUUCAAGUCUGUAUGUCUGGAAGUGUGAACACAACAAUCCAGCCAUCACUAGUAACACCUCAUCUUGUCUCAUAAAUCCUGGGAAGGCAGCAUUGUAGAAAGCCCAGUGUAUCAGUCAUAGAGACAAUAAAUAAAUUUGUGUUACUGGUGCAAAUAGGUGAAAAUUCAUGGACGACAAUCACUUAUAGGUUUUACUCAAGUGCUGUAUUAAAAUACAACUUUGAAAAGAAGAUUGGUUUACAUGAAUGUUUACAUUUGUAACACUUUCACUGAACACUUCAGAGUAAAUAUCUAUAUAGAUAGAUAAAUAGGCAUCUUUCAUCUUUAACUAACACUUUUAAUUACUUAUAUACUUUCAAGUGUCUUUACAAAAUGCAUGUGAAAUGUAAAAAACAGGAUGCUUCUUCUUCUGUUCUGGAA
Messenger RNA from Myripristis murdjan (pinecone soldierfish), 3234 nucleotides. Its product is annotated as mannose-P-dolichol utilization defect 1 protein-like. The transcript is spliced from 7 exons. The coding region runs from base 74 to 802 and encodes 242 amino acids. The record is from RefSeq and is a predicted model, not a curated record. Gene Ontology annotation, biological process: oligosaccharide biosynthetic process. NCBI's taxonomy places the organism in Eukaryota, Metazoa, Chordata, Actinopteri, Holocentriformes, Holocentridae.